Molecule: messenger RNA, 1326 nt
Organism: Phytophthora infestans T30-4
Lineage: Eukaryota; Oomycota; Peronosporomycetes; Peronosporales; Peronosporaceae
Product: Major Facilitator Superfamily (MFS)
Exons: 2
Coding region: 1-1326 (441 amino acids)
Biological process (GO): transmembrane transport
Cellular component (GO): membrane
Molecular function (GO): transmembrane transporter activity
Source: RefSeq, a predicted model, not a curated record
AUGGCGUUGUCGCCGUUGCAGCUCCGCCGGUCGUGCAGCCUGCUUGCCGGCGUGUUGCUCAUGCUCGGGGUGGGCUCGACCUACGCGCUAUCAGCGUGGAAUGCACAGCUGAAGACGCUUCUGCACUUCACACAAGCUGGGAUCUCCACGGUCUCCGCUAUGACCAUGCUGGGCACGUACAUGUCGUACAUUCCUGGCGUCAUCUUCGACCGACUGGGGCCGUACACGAGCGUUCUUUUAAGUGGGAGCGCCAUGCUGGUUGUCCAUCUCGCUAUGUUUACUGCGCUGCAAUUCGCACCGGAAUGCGUUAGUCCACUGGGUAUCGGCUGUGCCAUGAUGUUGUUCGGACUCCUCAGCUCCUUUUGCGUCUUCUCGUCUAUCGUUCCCAAUGAAUCUUUGUUCGGAGAUGCCAAUCGUGGCAAGGUCAUAGCAACGCUUACGUCGUCAUACAGCUGUGGCGGUGCCUUCUUUGCGUUCGUCUUCCAUGAGGGGUUCCACAGCACCGACGUACCGGGCUACUUCCUAUUUGUCGGAAACUACCUACUAGCUGCUUGCGUGUUUGGUUGGAGAUCUGGAAGCAUUGAGGUUGGUCUUGGGGCCACUAGCAUGGAAUCGAGUGGAGACGUGAAUGGGUCUGCAGACAGCCAGACACCUGACGACAUCACGGGCGUGACGUUGCUAACAGAUAUGCGGUUCUGGAUGCUCUUCAUUCCAGUGAUGAUCGUCAUCGGCGCCGGCUUGCUCGUCAUGUCCAACGUGUCGUUCAUCGUGGAAGCUUUGGGUGGUCCUCUACAUCAAGUCCCCUUCAUGGUGGCACUGUUCUCCAUCGUGAAUACACUCGGUCGCCUUGUAACGGGAGCAGUCUCGGAUCAUCUGUUGGCGAAGUAUCCACGUGCAUAUUUUGCUGCACUCUCGGUGGUUCUCACGGCUGUCACGCAGGUGGUUUUCCUGUCCGUGUCACCGACGUGGCUCGUACUGCCUGUGGCAAUGGCUGGGUUCUCAGAGGGCGUCAUGUUCGGCACCUUUCCGGUAGUCGUUCGCGAGGAGUUUGGUUUGCAGCACUUUGGCAAAAACUUUGGCCUCAUUAGUAUCGCUAAUUGUGUCGGGUACCCGCUCUUCUUCAGCCCGCUGGCGUCGUACGUAUACCAGCACUCGACAGCAACACGUACUGUUGAUGGUGUCGAGAAGUGUUUCGGUACACAAUGUUUUGCACCCGUUUUCGUCGUGGCCAUCGCACUGUCCGUGGUGGCAUUCGUUUGCUGUGUGCAACUCGCUCGAUUGCAGCGACGCCGCAAGUUUUUUAGCUACCAACAGAUUCGGCCGUAG